This is a messenger RNA of Medioppia subpectinata, 941 nucleotides long. The record is from the annotation of a GenBank genome assembly. Lineage: Eukaryota; Metazoa; Arthropoda; Arachnida; Sarcoptiformes; Oppiidae.
CCCUAUCGGACGCAUUCAUGCAUAAGGACCGGGCGUUUGAGAUGUGGGCGUCGGUGGCGGCGGACAACGGGUGCGAAACACAAUUCAGGGCCAACCGAUCGGUGGAGUGUUUGCGGGCCAUAAACGGUCAGAAUUUGAUUGAAUCCACGUUUGAUAAGCGCUACAAAACUGAUGUCAAUGUCGUUAAGCCGUAUGUCAUAUAUGGCGACCAGUUUUUGCCCAAAAGUCCGACAGAAAUGAUACGAUUGGGUGAUUUUAAAAAGUCUGUACAUCUAUUGGUUGGCACAUCCGCGGACGAAGGUUCCCACGUAUUGAGCGCUAUAGUAAACGCACAGAAAUAUUCGCCGACAAACGGACACAAUCUGACCAAAUCCGAGGUUCGACUCGAGUUGGCCAACAUUUUUGGUCGCUUUUUCCCGGCACUGGGCGUCGACGCCGACGACGUCUAUCGGUUAUACGUUCAACAGUACGCCGACAACGACUAUCCGGCUAUACGUCAAGCGGUUGGCCGAGCGCUGGGCGACUAUUUAACCGCCUGUCCCACCAUUUUGUUUGCCAGGGGUGUGGCCGCCGGCGGAGACACUAAUGUAACGCAAGUGUAUCAAUACUUAUGGUCAGUGAAGUACGACAGCAACACAUGGCACGGGUCGGACCCGGGAUUGGACGUAGGCUUUAUGUUUGGCGACCCUUUCCGGGCCAGUCAUGCGACGGAUGGCGUGACUGAUGGUCAGGUGUUAAAUGAGCGCCGAGUGUCACUGAGUUUCAUGGAAACUGUGGCCCAUUUUGCCAGAUAUGGUAAUCCGGGUCCCCAAGAGGGGGUGGAGUGGCAGAGCUAUUACACGACUAAACGCAUGGAUAUAAUUAAUCCGUACUUUGAGUUUACAAAGAGGUAUUUCAGUGGCAGUGCUUUUAGCGCCGGAUAUAACCCAGUUGCCGUGUAG